Messenger RNA from Dicrocoelium dendriticum, 1398 nucleotides. The record is from the annotation of a GenBank genome assembly. Lineage: Eukaryota; Metazoa; Platyhelminthes; Trematoda; Plagiorchiida; Dicrocoeliidae.
GCCCAGUCAUGAGCGAAACUGAGGCGGAGUUGAAAGAAUUACUAAUCCGCUCUUUGAGUGAGAAUGGGAUUAUAUCUCGGUUGCAAGCACAGCUGAGGGCUGCUGUAUUUCUUGCUCUUGAAAAACACAAUUACAACGAACGAAUGCCUCCCGCAAACGAGUUUAUUCGCUCGCUUCGCAACAGUGAAGAUGCAAGGCCUCGUAGUUCUUUCCUUAUUUGCUGAAUUUCUACGAUAUGCUCAACUGGAGAGUACUCUGGAAGUAUUCACUCACGAGGCUGAAUUGGGUAAGCUUUCCAUCCUUGAUCGGGAUGACUUGAUCAAGUUGUUGGACCUGAACUCAAAACCUGAUUCCGCAUUGCUAUCGACUUUACUAUCAACUCAUCGGAACAUGCACUCAGCACUCCAAACAGAUGCAGAUGCGCCGGUGAAACUCAACUCAUUGGACGGCAUACAGCCAACCAGUUACGAUCCAACUCAUCAACAGCACAACGGUUACGAAUGCGACGCAAAUGCCCCUUGCAUUGCAUCGAACUCUACUGAGGACUAUCAUUUUUUAUGCGAUAAUCCACGCUCAGGAGUUAACAACCUACAAGUGGAUCAUUCCACGGCUCUUAACGAUCCGGCGCCCUCACAAAAGCAUAGUCGACCACACAAUUCUUCCCUCAGCCCUGCGAUAGAAUCUCCAAAAACGGAUUAUCGCUUAAACGGGUCACCCGUCUGCCCUGCUUCAUCUCCGCGCGAUGAAGAAUACCAAGAUGAUUUCUCCAGUCACGCGUCUCUGAACUCCCAAACAACCUCCAGUGCCGCUAGUCAUCAUGAUGAACCGGACAGGCGAUCUGGUAGCCAAUCCGUUGUCUCCAUUCAUCUAAUUGAAAGCGCACGAUCGUUGACACCUGUGAAUUCGUCAUCAUCAAGGAUUAGAGAGCUUAGCCGACCAGCCUCCCGCAACGGAACGCCAUCCAUCGUGCGUAUUUAUUCUCAAGUGAGUAGGAGAUCUGCAUCCACAGAGGAGAGUUCCGAUGUUGACGCGGAUGGAGAUGACGACCAAAUCUCGGAGCUGCUUCGAGGGUACUCGGUCGCUGGUGACAGUGUUGACCAAACCAUAGCUUCGGAUGAAAGUCUCGAGUUGGAUCAUGUGGAACUGGUGAAACGCCCGCGUGAUAUCUCUUGACCGUCACACUGAUCUCAUUAUCCACUUUUGUUUUUCCUGAUGCUCCCGUACGGUUACUCCUCUUCAAUGGACCAAUUAAUUUUUCGGGAAUUCUUCCAACACUAUAUUCGUCCUAGUUUGAUUCGAUUAUUUCGGUUGAUCUAAUGCGACCACAACCCUGUUCCAUUUUUCGGACUUUCAUUGUUACCUUCUUCCUGCACCAACAUACAUGUGUAAGUCUAAUCA